Arachis stenosperma is the source of this 2140-nucleotide messenger RNA. RefSeq names its product LEAF RUST 10 DISEASE-RESISTANCE LOCUS RECEPTOR-LIKE PROTEIN KINASE-like 1.2. Gene Ontology annotation, molecular function: protein kinase activity; ATP binding. The record is from RefSeq and is a predicted model, not a curated record. NCBI's taxonomy places the organism in Eukaryota, Viridiplantae, Streptophyta, Magnoliopsida, Fabales, Fabaceae. The transcript has 3 exons. The coding region runs from base 288 to 1487 and encodes 399 amino acids. Gene Ontology annotation, biological process: protein phosphorylation.
GAGUCUUUCCAGGUAACUCACUUUCUCUUUACCCUCUCUCUCCUCCCAGUUUUAUCCACACUACUACUCUUUUACGCGUACAAUCAGCGUUUAAUGAUUUAAUCACAUAUUUCCAUUUUUUUAAUUAAAAAAUAUACAAAUUUAAUUGGUACCCUUUUAGUUUUUCCUGUAUGAACCUAUGUACCCAAUUCUCUUGAUCCCUCCAACUUUAAGAUUGGUUCUCAAGGGAUUUGACUAUAUCGGAGGCAGUGAUCACAGAUCAUAAUUCAUAGGAGUGUGUGUGAGUGAUGCCAAUUCUCUCAUUUGUAUCUCAGUGUUUCUUCUUCCCUAAUGGUAGUGGAAGUAAACACCACACUUUACAUCCAAUUAUUGGUUCUGAGGUGAAGGGAGGAAGCAAAUUGGUGCCUCUGGAUUCUGAGGAACCAAGUAGUGGUGAUGAUGAACAACAUGUAGUGCCUCUGGAUUCUAAGGUUCAAAGAAUCUGGGAUGAACCAAUGGUUCCUGUGAUCUCUGAUGAGUUACCAAGUGACCAUGAUCAAAAUCAAUCACUUUUGUUGGUUGAUUCUGUGUGCUGCCACAUAAAUGAGGUGUUUGAGUAUUCUGAACUUGAAGAAGCCACCAACAAUUUUGACCCUAGUAGAGAACUUGGAUCUGGAGGAUAUGGGACAGUUUAUUUUGGAAUACUCAAAGAUGGACGUCAUGUGGCAAUAAAGCAGUUGCACAAAGACAUGCUGAGGAGUUUAAGGUUGCAUGACGAGAAUUCCGAGAGCAAUGAUAGAGUCACCAAGUUCUCAAACGAAUUUGCCAUCUUAUCUCACUUGAAGCAUGGAAAUCUUGUCCAGCUAUAUGGCUGCACCUCUCCUCAGAGCCAUGAAGUACUGCUUGUGCAAGAGUACAUUCCCAAUGGAACCGCUGCAGAUCAUCUUCUCAACAGGAGCUCUCCUCCGUGGUCUACGCGACUAAACAUCGCCAUACAGACUGCAGAAGCAUUGGCUUAUCUACACAGUUCUAGCAUAAUCCACCGCAAUGUGAAAACUAGCAACAUUCUGCUUGACAUAAAUUUGAAUGCUAAAGUUGCAGACUUUGGAUUAUCACGCCUUUUCCCAGAAGGUGUAACUCAUGUUUCCACUGAUCCUGCUGGGACUCCGGGUUAUGUUGAUCCAGAGUACUAUGAGCAUGGCCAUCUUUCUGAUAAGAGCGAUGUGUAUAGCUUCGGAGUAAUAUUGCUUGAGCUGAUAACAUCCCUGCCGGCAUAUAGCGAGGACGAUAAAGAGCCUUUUCUUUCCAACUUUGCCAUGGUUAGAAUCAGCUGUGGGAGACUCCAGAGUAUUGUUGACCGAGAUCUUGGAUUUCAGUCAGAUGAUUGGAAUACUAAAACAAUUACUGCAGUGGCAGAGUUAGCGUGUAAGUGUCUUCAGAGCCAAAGUAAAUUGAGACCUUCCAUGGAAGAGGUGUUGAAUAGCCUUGUGAGAAUUAAAAGUUGUUGAAGCUCUUAGAAUGCUCUUAUCUGGUGUUACAAUAAUGUCACGAUUGCUCAAAUUCUCUCAUGCUAGCAUGGUGAUUUAUUUUGAGAAGAAAAUAGCUUAACCAAAGCAAAAUAUCACUUUUAUAUCUUAUACUUCCUCUGCUGACUAUAAAUAAACACCAUGUCUUAUAUAUAUCUUAUAUACUUCCUACCAUAACCAAUCUGUUUUCAUCUGUAAAAGAUAUUGUGUAUUGGGACACCGAUUAGAUAAAAAAAACUUCCUUGAUUACCCUUAUCAAUAUUUUAUAAUGGUACUUGUACCCUUAACCAAAAUCAACCAAAACCUUUGUUCUUCUUCUCAUACUCUCAAAACUCAGACUCCAGCCUUCUCCGGCAAGAAACUCUAGUGGUAACAUAGAUUCUACCCCCGGUGGCGAGGGAAGCAGCCUCUUGAAUCCCUGCUUUGCAUCUCAGCCUUCACCACUGUCCGCCAUCGAUAUGAUCAGAUCAUCAGCUCCCUUGCCAUUUGUUGAAGUUGAUGUUAUUGUGUUGGUUUUAUAGAUCUCAGAUAUAAAAGGGGGUAGGGGGAAAAAUGAUAACGGCAAAAUGGCACUAAUUUUAUCAUAUAUUUAGUUUACUGUCAAACAAGAUAUAAAAAUGGUAUUUUUCUGUCUA